Molecule: messenger RNA, 3953 nt
Organism: Siniperca chuatsi (mandarin fish)
Lineage: Eukaryota; Metazoa; Chordata; Actinopteri; Centrarchiformes; Sinipercidae
Product: 3-hydroxy-3-methylglutaryl-coenzyme A reductase-like
Exons: 20
Coding region: 191-2845 (884 amino acids)
Biological process (GO): sterol biosynthetic process; coenzyme A metabolic process; isoprenoid biosynthetic process
Cellular component (GO): peroxisomal membrane; endoplasmic reticulum membrane
Molecular function (GO): hydroxymethylglutaryl-CoA reductase (NADPH) activity; NADP binding; protein binding
Source: RefSeq, a predicted model, not a curated record
UUUAAGUGACGUUCCAUGACGUCGGGAUUUCCGCAUCGCCAUGUUAAUUUCGUGGAAUCAGGAUGAAGUAGCUAGCUAAGCGAUUUGUGGAAGGCGUAAUAUCAUUAUGGAAAUGCCUCUCUGACCACGGUGAAGCUUACAUUUGGAAGUGAGGGUGUUACCUUCGGUAGCAGGAAGGCAUCCUGAGACCAUGUUGGCUCGUCUGUUCAGGCUCCAUGGCCUGCUGGUGGCCUCCCACCCGUGGGAGGUAAUAGUGGGCACCCUCGCUCUCAACAUCUGCCUCAUGUCUAUGAACAGUCUGGCAGCCAGCAGCCAGAUGUGCAGCUGGAAUGAAUGCCCCAAAGUCGAGGAGAAAAUUCACAGCAGUGACAUAAUCAUCCUAACAGUCACACGCUGCAUGGCCAUCGUUUACAUCUAUUUCCAGUUCAAGAAUCUACGACAACUGGGAUCCAAAUAUAUACUGGGUAUUGCAGGGUUAUUCACAGUAUUUUCCAGCUUUGUUUUCAGUACAGUGGUCAUCCACUUCUUUGGGAAAGAGCUGACAGGUCUUAAUGAAGCCCUGCCGUUCUUUCUCCUGCUCAUUGACCUGUCCAAAGCAUGCGCAUUGGCCAAAUUUGCCCUCAGCUCAAACUCUCAGGAGGAAGUGAGGGAGAACAUCUCCCAGGGCAUGGCCAUCCUGGGCCCCACCUUUACCCUGGAUGCUCUGGUUGAGUGUCUUGUCAUUGGGGUUGGUACCAUGUCAGGGGUGCCUCAAUUAGAGAUCAUGUGUUGUUUUGGCUGUAUGUCUGUCCUGGCCAAUUACUUUGUCUUCAUGACCUUCUUCCCUGCGUGUGUCUCCUUGGUCCUGGAGCUGUCCAGGGAAAGUCGUGAGGGCCGUCCAAUCUGGCAACUGAGCCACUUUGCCCGUGUGCUGGCUGAAGAAGAGGACAACAAGCCCAAUCCUGUGACCCAGAGGGUUAAAAUCAUCAUGUCUCUGGGCCUGGCCUUGGUUCAUGCUCACACUCGACUAGCAGCUGAGCAUCCAGGUCCGAAUCGCACGGCGGAGGGUCCCAUAGCUAAGAGACUGGAAUCUGAUGAUACUAUGUUGCCUCUGAAGCUCACCAGUAUGGACCUGGAACAGGUGAUAACUCUCGGUCUUGCCCUGCUCCUGGCUGUGAAGUACGUCUUCUUUGAGCAAACCGAGACAGAGUCUUCCCUGUCUAUUAAGAGUCCCAUUAUCAGCUCUGCUCCAACUCAGAAGCCCAGGGUGGUAGGGGACUGCUGCAGGAGGGACUUACCAGCCCCGAAACCCCAGAAAACCAUGAACGGUACCUUAGCAACCAACCCUACCACGCUUGUUGUCUCAGACUCUAAACUUUCCCCUGGGGCUGACACGGCGUUCAGAGAGAAGGAGGCGACUCAGCCUCCAGCAGUCUCAGUGGAUAACAGCCCCUGUGUUUCAUGUUUUGGGGAGUCUCUUGCUCAGACACCUUGUCUUCCUCAAAGUAGCUGUGAUUCAGAGCCCCGGACCCUGGAGGAAUGUGUGGCCAUCCUCUCAGAUCCUCAGAGGGGUGCCCGUUUUCUUAGCGAUAAAGAGGUGAUGAACCUGGUAACCUCGCGUAACAUCCUGAACUAUAAACUGGAAGCUGUCCUCGAGACUCCAGAGAGGGGCGUGGCCAUCAGGAGGGAAAUGCUAUCACCCAAACUGCCUGUUCACUCUGCCUUGGCUUGUCUGCCUUAUAAGGACUACGACUAUUCUAAGGUGAUGGACACAUGCUGUGAAAAUGUCAUUGGCUACAUACCAGUGCCAGUAGGAGUGGCUGGUCCUCUUCUGUUGGAUGAGAAGCAGUUUUACAUUCCCAUGGCAACCACAGAGGGCUGUCUGGUAGCCAGCACUAACAGAGGAUGCAGGGCACUUUCUCUGAGCAGGGGUUGCCGCAGCAGUAUCCUAGCUGACAGUAUGACCAGGGGUCCUGUGGUGAGGCUGCCCUCAGCGUGCCGGGCAGCAGAGGUCAAAGGCUGGCUCGAGACCUCGGCCGGAUUCAGCAUGAUCAAAGAGGCUUUCGACCAGACCAGCAGGUUUGCGCGCCUGGAGAAGCUGUUGGUGGGCUUAGCUGGGAGGAACUUGUACAUUCGUUUCCAGUCUCAGACAGGAGACGCCAUGGGCAUGAACAUGCUUUCCAAGGGGACCGAGAAGGCUCUUUACAGACUCCAGCAGCAGUAUCCAGAUAUGGAGGUGCUGUCGGUCAGUGGCAACUAUUGCACUGACAAGAAGUCUGCUGCCAUAAACUGGAUCAUGGGCAGGGGAAAGUCUGCUGUGUGUGAGGCCACCAUCCCUGCUGAUGUGGUCAGGGAGGUGUUGAAAAGCAGUACAGCUGCUCUGGUGGAGCUGAACAUCAACAAGAACUUGGUGGGCUCGGCCAUGGCUGGCAGUAUCGGGGGCUUUAAUGCUCAUGCUGCCAACAUUGUAGCAGCCAUCUACAUCGCCUGUGGACAGGACCCAGCUCAGACAGUGGGGAGCUCCAACUGUAUCACUCAGAUGGAGCCUGCUGGUCCAGAAGGGGAGGACCUGUACAUCAGCUGCACUAUGCCCUCCAUCGAGGUGGGCACUGUGGGAGGAGGCACUAACCUGCCGCCACAGCAGGCCUGUCUGCAGAUGCUUGGUGUCCAAGGUGCCAGUUCCAACCAGCCGGGCGAGAAUGCUCGUCAGCUGGCCCGUGUGGUUUGUGCCACCGUGCUGGCAGGAGAGCUCUCCCUGAUGGCUGCUCUAGCUGCUGGACACCUCGUCAAGAGCCACAUGGCCCACAACAGAUCUAAAACAAACCUGUCAGAAACACCUUCGUCAAAGUCGGAGACAGCCGCGUGACAUCAAAUGUUGAUGGUCAGUCAGCCAGACUGGGUGAGCUCUCCAGCUAAAAGAAGAAAACUGAGAGGACUGAAUUGUCUCCUGAUGAUGUGGUUCUGAAGGGAGAUCUGUGGGUUGUGGACAUCCAGACUAAUAGGCUAAUAACCAGAGCCAACACAGGCUGAAGACCACAGCCAACGUGUGCUUGUUUUGUGUCGCCUGACUGAUUGCAUUAUGACAUUUUGGGUUGAAAUGUUAUGUUGCAGUUACUUAUUUGUGCCAUUUGUCUGCAACUGAACAUUGCAGUAGUGUUUUGGAAAGAUGUCGUUGUUGUUGGCAAUCAUCUUUAAGACUGACUUAUUGAUGAGGUUUGGAUUGGUAAAAUCCACCAUGCUGCACAGUGUUGAACAAGUAUCCUGUACCUCUUAAGAGUCGUAAGGCCAAAAGCAAAUAGCUUUCCCUGUCAUACAAUGGAAAGACAACUUCCACAUUAAUGCUUGUAUGGUUCCAUCUAAACUGCAUGACGUGAGAUCUUCAGACAGGUGUAACAUCUGUCUUUCUCUGAGAAGCUCAUCUUUGCACUUGCCAAAAGCUUGCUUGGGACAGCGCUGUUACUGCUGUAGGUGACAUUUGCUCAAGUUUAAAAUGCCAACUUUGAAUGUAUGUUGUACUAAAUCAAUGUUGUAGGAUAUCACUUGGGCAAACCUUCCUGAAUGAAGGUGCUACUGUAUACUGUAGAAUGACUGGCUGCUGGUUCCAGGAAGGAAAAAGCACCUGCCAGCAGAGGUUUUUGUCACAGGCAGGUUGCUUCUUUGUAUUAAGGCUAAUAGGAAAACCGGAAAAUCAAAGCCAUAUUAACUCGUUUAAUAAACUUUUACGGUAUGCUAUGGUAUGUGCGGAACGGUUGGAGGAUUUAUUGGCAUGAGGGGAGGAAAAAGAAUGGGUUUAAGGUAUCACUGACCACAGAUACUGCAGGUUCUUGUAGUCCUUGGAAAGCUGUGAAGCUCAGAAGUGGCCUUACAUACAGUAUGUCAUGGAGAGGUUGAGAUAUAGCAUGCUCUAGAUAGAAUAAUUAAUUUCAAGAUUGUUUGUUUUAUUUAAAAAAUAAAUAACACUACGUUCCCUCUUA